This is a messenger RNA of Talaromyces amestolkiae, 756 nucleotides long. RefSeq lists its product as uncharacterized. Bases 1 to 756 code for a protein of 251 amino acids. Lineage: Eukaryota; Fungi; Ascomycota; Eurotiomycetes; Eurotiales; Trichocomaceae. The transcript has a single exon. The record is from RefSeq and is a predicted model, not a curated record. Gene Ontology annotation, biological process: xylan catabolic process. Gene Ontology annotation, molecular function: hydrolase activity, hydrolyzing O-glycosyl compounds.
AUGGUUGCUUUCUCUACCCUGCUUGCCACUCUCGCAGCAGCUGUCCUCUCAAUCGCUGCUCCUGCUUCUGAAACCUCCGUUGAGAGGGAUGUUGCACUCUCCGAGCGUGGCCCUCAUGACUUCAUUCUCGGAGCCGAGAAUCGUCUCGAUCGACGCACAGCUAUCAAUUACAACGAAAAUUACACCACUGAGGGAACAGUGAACUUCUCACCAUCGAGCACCGGCUUCUCCGUCACUUGGAGCAACGCCUACGACUUCGUCGUAGGAGUCGGCUGGCAAACCGGGACGAACAGCCCAAUUACAUACGAUGGUUCGUUCUCCGUCAGCAGUGGCACCGGUCUUCUCUCUGUCUACGGCUGGACAACCAAUCCUCUCGUUGAGUACUAUGUCAUAGAGGAUUACACAAAUCUUGCAACCCCCUGGGGCACAAUCAAAGGAACAUUCACGAGUGACGGCGCCACUUACACCGUCUGGGAAAAUACACGUGUAAAUGAACCUUCUAUUGUCGGCAUUGCGUCGACUUUCAAGCAGUACGUCUCUAUUCGGAACAGUCCCAGAACCAGCGGCACCGUCACAAUUCAGAACCAUUUCUCGGAGUGGGCAUCUCUCGGAAUGAAUCUCGGUACUAUGAACUACCAGGUCAUUGCCGUUGAAGGCUGGAGCGGCAGCGGUUUCGCUUCUCAGUCUGUUAGCAACACGGGUAGGAUCUCUACCAAUGGCACCACUGGCACUGGGGGUGGUGCUGUUGCAGAAUAG